AAAAAUCUCGACUCUUCGCGAGUGACGUCACGCUGGCUACGCAGCCAAGAUGGCGACCGUGUAACGUUGAGGUGAUGUUUGCUGUGUCAACAAAAUGAGGAUUCUCCGUUGUUGUUUUGGGGUUCGGCGAAAAUGUGUCAUUUUUCCAAUCCUGCUGAUCCUAUUGCUUGGAGGAGUCUUGACAGCUCUGCUGCCUCCUGCUGAGGACCAUGGAGGUGUUGGUGUCUUGGGAGUGCUACGCAGGGCAACGCCACAAAAGGGUAGUCCUGUACUGGACCACCAGGCUGAGAGCUCAGAAGAGAAGUUUACCAUCAUCAUCCAAACUUACAACCGCACAGACAUUUUGCUUAAACUCCUAAACCAUUACCAGGCAGUGCCUCAUCUUCAGAGGAUUAUCAUAGUCUGGAACAACAUUGGAGAGCAGACACCAGUGAAGUUAUGGGACUAUUUGGGUCCUCAUCCAGUCCAGGUUGUCUUUAAAGAACAGACUAGUAAUCGAAUGCGCAAUAGAUUGCACCCAUUCCCUGAGACUGAUACUGAUGCUGUGUUGAUGCUGGAUGAUGAUAUACUCAUUAGUGUUCCUGACAUCAGCUUUGCUUUCUCUGUUUGGAAGCAAUUUCCAGACCAAAUUGUUGGAUUUGUCCCACGGAAACACGUCUCAACGCCAGGGGGAGUGUACAGCUAUGGCAGCUUUGAGCUGCAGGACCCAGAAAUGGCUGGAGGGGACAAGUACUCCAUGGUUUUAAUUGGUGCUGCCUUCUUCCACCGCCGCUACCUGCAAGUACUCCAGGACCAGCCUCAAGCUGUACAUGCUUUAGUGGAUGAAACGCAGAAUUGUGAUGAUAUCGCUCUGAACUUUGCUGUUGCACUGUAUUUAAAGAGACACUCAAAGACAAACACAGCCAGCAGACCCUCUGGAGUCUUUGUCAAACCUGUGGACCUUCGCAACCUGGAAAAGGAUGCCAGUAGUGGCUACCAGGGAAUGUGGCACCGUCCUGAACACCUUCUGCAGAGGUCCUACUGUCUGAACAAGCUGACACAGAUUUAUGGCUUUAUGCCACUCAGCUACUCCAACCUUAUGGUCUCCCAGUUUGGUUUUCCCAGCUAUGCCAAUCACAAAAGUAGGGGGUAAAGAAGUGGUAAGUUGUUGACAGUACUGGACUGAAGA
This is a messenger RNA of Melanotaenia boesemani (Boeseman's rainbowfish), 1168 nucleotides long. It is a transcript of the gene extl2, whose product is annotated as exostosin-like glycosyltransferase 2. Gene Ontology annotation, molecular function: glycosyltransferase activity. The transcript has 5 exons. Gene Ontology annotation, cellular component: membrane. Bases 95 to 1132 code for a protein of 345 amino acids. The record is from RefSeq and is a predicted model, not a curated record. Lineage: Eukaryota; Metazoa; Chordata; Actinopteri; Atheriniformes; Melanotaeniidae.